Messenger RNA from Suillus paluster, 2010 nucleotides. RefSeq lists its product as uncharacterized. The record is from RefSeq and is a predicted model, not a curated record. Bases 1 to 2010 code for a protein of 669 amino acids. The transcript is spliced from 4 exons. Lineage: Eukaryota; Fungi; Basidiomycota; Agaricomycetes; Boletales; Suillaceae.
AUGGGUAAAGAGAUGAAAGGUUAUUUCGUGGGCCCGAUGCCAGUCGGGGAAUUUCUCGAGGAGUUCCUCCCGACUUCUCAAAUACCCGAUUAUGACCCUUCGUCCUUCAAUUCAGCCCUCGCUGCUGGCGCAUUCAGCGAUGUUCUCUCUGUUAAAAAUGAGGAGUGUGCUUACACACCCUUUAUUGACGCCAUCAAACCUUUCGCUCCUCAAUUGUCGUUUGCCGACACUCAUAAUCACGCGGACACGCAGAACUGCUCGAAAAUAAAUUCGGCAGUAUUCAACAUCAAGCCAGACAUCUGCGUGUAUCCCGAUGGAUAUGAACCUUCAUCGCACAACUGCGAUAUUUCCGCAACAGAAAUCAUUAUUGAAUUCAAAUGGUCAUACUCCCACGACGCAUUCUGCGAACCUUCUGGAGCUGAUAGUGUUAUAUCCCAGACAGAGAAGGGUAUGGACACAUUGGGACAACUAACGAGCUAUACUGCAGCUCAGCUUGGCACCCAAUUCCGUACUCAUGCAUUCUCUGUCCUGAUUGUGCGUGAUCGCGCUCGCAUCAUCAGAUGGGAUAGGGAGGGAGCUAUUGUCACCAGUGCCAUCAAUUACAAUAAUGAGCCAGGCUUGGCUGACUUCUUUCAUCGUUAUGCACGGACAUCACCUGAAAUGCGUGGUGUCGAUACUUCUGUAACGCUUGCUAGUGACAAGCAGGCUGACCUCGCAAGGUCACAGCUCAAUAUUCCCAGUACCACUCGCAUGUUCAAAGUCGAAGUCCCUAAUGUCGAGGGCUCUGGCUCGCUCACAUUGAUCAUUCCCCAACCCAUUACCAAACCUCAUUUGCCUGUUGGCCGCUGGACACGCACGUGUCCUGCAUUUGACCUUGUCAACAAGAAGCUCGUAAUGUUCAAGGACUCUUGGCGGGUAUCAUUACCCGAUGUCUUACCAGAAGGCGAGACUUACAAAUUAUUGAAGUCGCAUAAGGUUUCUAAUAUCGCAAACUGCAUUGCAUAUCAUGAUGUACCCCCCUCUAUCCCUCAGCAAUCCACUCAAACUGCUAAGUUCGGACAUGCUGAAUGGGCAAGUCCCCACUUACCUCUCACUCCACACACUCUUCACCGUCUGGUUCUCGAUAUUGUGGGCAAACAAUUGACUGACUUUGAGAGUUCUCGUCAAUUUAUUCUAUCCGUGCGUGAUGCACUGAUCGCUCACAAGGACGCAUUUGAACUUGCAAAUGUGUUACAUCAAGACCUUAGUGUUGGAAAUGUCGUCAUCUACAAAGGGAAGGGCUACCUUAUUGAUUGGGACCUAGCAAAGCUAGUCAACAUUCAGGGUCCCCAACAAACAACAUGCACGGGUACUUGGCAAUUUAUGUCUGCCUACCUCGUCGAGCAUAGCUAUGCCAUACACACGGUCAAGGAUGACCUCGAGUCCAGUUUUUAUGUCAUUCUGUGGACAGCUCUUAUGUACAAGGAGACCUACAUAGACAUUGUCCACCGGACAAAACUCAUAACACAGGUCUUCGAAACCGAUCCUGGAUCAUCCUCAAAAGCGCAUUGGCUCAUCGGGAGAACCAACCUUCCGCAUGUGUUGUUUGUCGACUGCAAACCACUCGACAAUCUCAUCCACACACUUGCCGAGUUUUUCUCGCAUCGGUACACGCAGAUCUCCGACCAUCAGCAGGUGGUAUUUAACAACUUCCAGCUUGCAUUUGAGCAACCGAUGACAGAAGGCUCUGUCGUAACAGAGCAAAUGUUGAAGGCUGCACAUGCAUUCAUGGCGGACUCCCCUGUUUAUAAGAAGGAGAUGGGUAUGAAGGUCCUGCACUCGCACGAUGCUGUCAUAGGCAUUUUCAACAGGCACCUUGAUUUAUCCGGUUGGCCUGUCCAAGACACUGCCGUGCUGCGAAAAACCCUGCAGGAGGAGAAGUACGGGCCAGCCCUAUUGGUCACGAAGUCUCAGUCGCUAUUCGCCUCAGGGGUAGAAGUCACCUCUUUCCCACAACGAUUUAACGAUUAG